This is a messenger RNA of Naegleria fowleri, 1377 nucleotides long. RefSeq lists its product as uncharacterized. The record is from RefSeq and is a predicted model, not a curated record. Lineage: Eukaryota; Heterolobosea; Eutetramitea; Acrasida; Naegleriidae. Bases 1 to 1377 code for a protein of 458 amino acids. The transcript has a single exon.
AUGAUCUCCAAUAGCGUUAUGAAAGUACUAGUCAACGGAUUUCUAUCCUCCCCUUUCGAUGCGAAUGUUGGAGUUCCGCAAGGCGAUCCUUCAAGCCCGGCAUGGUUUAAUCUUUAUAUUAACUCCUCAACUAACAUACAAGAAAAGCUUAAAGGAGUUCAAAUAUUUAAUAUUACCAUCCUUUUAUUAUUAUAUGCCGAUGAUAUUUUAUUGAUAGCUAAUACUAAGAUCGAAAUGAAUUCCUCUCUAAAAAGCCUCGGCCGUGAAUUAAAGAAAAUAGGACUCGCUUUAGCUCCCAAGAAAUGCAAACUCUUAGCUAUUACAGCCAAAGCCAAACUAUCUAAGGCCCUAGUCACUAUUGGACAGGAUAUAAUUGCCACAUCUUCUUCUAUUGAAUAUCUUGGGGGUAUAUGUACCUUUAAGAAUGAUUUUUCUUGGUCCUCUGAUAAUCCAAUCAACAAAAUCUCGAAUCAACUGGCAUCAGCUAAAACUUCUAAUCUAUAUCUCAACAGCAUCACCACUACAUUAAUGUCCAAAAUCAUAUCUUUGCCUAGAUAUGCCUGUAGUUUCAAUGGAAUCAAUAAGAAUUCUCUAGACAAAGCAGAUAUUAUGGUUGCUAAUUUUGUCAGAAAGGCUAUUGGAUUAGAUUACACAUUAUCAAAAUCAGUCAUUUUUAAUUGCAAACAAAUUGGGGGCCUUGGUAUUACUCGCCCCUCUACUUUAUUCUCCAUUGAACCUAUUUGCACAGCAGUUAGAUUAUUCAACUCCUCCUCCACCAUCACCAAAAAUAUUGCUUUGGCUGCUUGGAAUGAUCUUACCUUUAACGAACCAUUUUGGAACCACGUGAAAAAUAUCGCGGCUCAAAAUAAUUGGUCUCUCCAAUACAUUGAUGAACGGCAUUCAUUUGUCAAUGAAUACGAAACCCCUGUCGACCCUAGAACUGAAUUACUAAACAACGAUAGAUCAACCAUGAGCAUCUCAGGCCUUGGAAUCUUAGACCAUAAUAGAACCUGGCAUCCAUGUACCAUCUCCUUUUGGAGCAAUUAUUCACUCAAACCCUUCCAACAACGACUAUUAUUUACUCACCUACACAAAGCAGAAAUCCUUAGAAAUUUCGGAAAAGAUUACCCUAAUUGCCACAUUUGCAAUACCAAAGCCAACUGGGAACAUGUAUUCACCUCAUGCACCAUGUGUGGUCUGGAAAUCAAAUCAUUAUACACAAAAUGGGACAACAGUUCCCUCAAAUUCAACGCCCCUCUUAUCAGACUUCCCUCAAACCAUUCUCUCUCUUGUAUUCCAAUGGAUUGGAAUGGUAGUAUCAAAGACAAACCUCUUCAACAAUUAGACUUAUCUCCCCCAGCUUUGACUACAACAUAG